Molecule: messenger RNA, 2364 nt
Organism: Phyllopteryx taeniolatus (common seadragon)
Lineage: Eukaryota; Metazoa; Chordata; Actinopteri; Syngnathiformes; Syngnathidae
Gene: chst2b
Product: carbohydrate (N-acetylglucosamine-6-O) sulfotransferase 2b
Biological process (GO): N-acetylglucosamine metabolic process; carbohydrate metabolic process; sulfur compound metabolic process
Cellular component (GO): Golgi membrane
Molecular function (GO): N-acetylglucosamine 6-O-sulfotransferase activity
Source: RefSeq, a predicted model, not a curated record
AUUGUGAUGUGUCCUGUGUGUGUACUCGGCAAAAGGGGAGCGGAACGGCAGGAAGAAGCGUCCAAAUAUCCAAAUAAAUGCUAGUUAUGUAGAUUUAUGGCUUCUUCACAGCGGAUGUGGAUUGAGUCGAGGUGAACUCCGCCGAGCCUCCGCGCCACAUUGGUGAGAGGGGGGAUUAUUUUAUCGUCUGGGAUGCGCAUUUUCGGGAGUGGGUUUGUGAGGUGGACGCGUCCCGCGGUGAGUGGGCGGGGGUCGGGUGUUGGGUAGAGUGCUCCGGCAACAACAUGGGCGCCUGGCGCCUGGGACAAUAACGACUCGCCUCCUUGUUGCUUCCCCUCUCAUCCGGCGUUGACAUGAAGACCGUUGCGCAAUGCAGCGCUAAACCGGAUUUGGAAUCGGCACGGAUUACAUAAUAUAAUCAUCCUUGUCUAGCCCAACCUGUUUAUUUCUUUAUUUUUUUCCCCCCAUCUAGACCCCCCCCCCCACCACGUAUUGUCAAUGUAAGGAGAGUCAUAUUUCGGGGGGGGGGGGGGGAGGGGGGGGGGCUGUGUCGUGGGCACAGAUGAGAGGCAAAACAUAUCACCCGCCGCUGAAGUUGAUAGCACCCUGGGAGAAGGAUGCUGGCUUCGGCAGGAAGCUCAAGACCUACAGGAACCAUACCAAGAUAAUAGCGCAGCCCGGCAUUGUGAUGAAAGUGCUGCGCAGGAAGCGGAUCGUGCUCUUCGGGGCCUACUUCCUGCUCCUGGUGCUCACCAUGCUCAACUUGGCCAACUACAAGUGGACCAAGGAGCCGCAGCCGUGCAGCCACCCGAUGAGGGGCGCCGCCUACCAGGGCCGCUCGGACCUGCGCUACCUCUACAGACCCUCGCUGGCCAAGAAGAGGCAGCUCAUCUACGUGCUGACCACGUGGCGCUCGGGCUCGUCGUUCUUCGGCGAGCUGUUCAACCAGAACCCCGACGUGUUCUUCCUGUACGAGCCCAUGUGGCACAUCUGGCAGAAACUGUAUCCGGGCGACGCAGUGUCCCUGCAAGGGGCGGCGCGCGACAUGCUGAGCUCACUGUACCGCUGCGACUUGUCCGUCUUUCAGCUUUACAACAACCCCGGGGGCAAGAAUUUCACCUCGCUGGGGUUGUUCGGAGCCACUCUGAACAAGGUGGUGUGCUCCUACCCUCUGUGCUCGGCCUACAGGAAAGACGUGGUGGGGAUGGUGGACGACAAGGUCUGCAAAAAGUGCCCCCCGCAAAGCCUAAGACUGCUCGAGGACGAGUGCCUCAAGUAUAACACGGUGGUCAUCAAAGGGGUGCGCAUUCUGGACGUCAACGUUCUGGCGCCCCUCAUGGAGGACCCCUCCUUGGAUCUGAAGGUGAUCCACCUGGUCCGAGACCCGCGGGCGGUGGCCAACUCCCGCAUCAAAUCCCGGCACGGCCUCAUCCGGGAGAACCUGCAGGUGGUGCGCAGCCGGGACCCCAAACUCCGCCGGAUCCCGUUCGUGGAUCCCGGCCACAAGGCCAACAAGAAGGACGGCUCGGACUACCACUCCAUCGGCGCCAUGGAGGUGAUCUGCGACCGCACCUCCCGGACGUUGAGGACGGCGUUGAACCCGCCCGGCUGGCUCAAGGGCAAGUACAUGGCCGUUCGCUACGAGGACCUGGUGGACAAUCCGGUGAAGACGCUACGCAGCGUCUACCGCUUCGCCAACCUGACGACCAACCGUGACAUCGAGUCCUUCGCCCUCAACAUGACCAGCGGCUCCAGCUCGUCGUCCAAGCCGUUCAUCGUGUCGUCGCGCAACGCCACCCAGGCGGCCAGCGCGUGGCGGACGGUGCUCAGCAUCCAGCAGAUCAAGCAGGUGGAGGACUACUGCCACCACUCCAUGGCCGUGCUGGGCUACGAGCGCGUGCGGACCGCCGGCGAGGCCAAGGACCUCAGCAAAUCACUACUGACGCAGUCCAAACUGUGAAGAUGCCACCAAAGACGCAGAGUAGGAGCAACUCGUUCAACGCCACAUUUGGAAUGUACCGCCUUUUGAACAGCAUUUGCAAGGACCACUUUUUUUCUUCUUCUGGAACACUGGAUGCGAUUAAUUGGCCUACCACUGACGAAAAAAAACCCCAAAACAAACAAAAAAAAAACCUUAACUCAGGGGUUCUCAAACAUUUUGGGUCCAGGGGCCCCAGGAAUUUUAUCAUUAUUAUAUUUUUUUUUAACAAGGACCCCUCAUAAUCCAAACGCUAAUUAAAAUGUACCCCUAAAUGUCUUUGGGAUUAGAAAGUGGCCUCUUUUGGAGAAAAAAACAUUGUAAAGUCAUGAUAACAAAUUCAUAUUUUUGGAGAGAAAAAAACAAAAGUUUUUUUUUUUUUUCAA